AUGGUGGUCGCUACAAGAUCUCGUGCUAUCAAACCUCAUUCUCCCACUCCAAAGGGUCGGCGCAUUCAGAUAGAACCAACGCCACGCAUCCUGCCUGCCAUUCGAACUACAAGGAGGAAAUCCCCGCCCAAGAUUUCCGCCAGGGCAUGCUCACAUCUCGACGCGCCAAAAGAGCAUGCAUCAAAGAGCAAGCGAGCGAAGUUGCUGCCGUCGGAAUACGAACUGGAUGAGGAUGGCAACGCCAUUGAAAAUCCGUUGACUGGAUGUCCAAAGCUUUCGAAAUAUGGAUGGCGCGUGCUUGCAGAGAGUACUCGUCACGUCGAGAUGGCGCGCCCUGCUCUGCCGGAGCUCGACGGCCGCCUACGACCACGGUACGGAGGUUCGCGCCAACCCAUACUCCACUACGCGACAGGGUGCCAUAUAAGUGAAAUACUGGAAUGGGAACGUCAAAAGAACUACCCAACUCGUUCCUACAAUCCGUACCCUGAUGACAAUGCAAGGCAUCGCUUGUGUGUCUAUCUGAACGGCCGUCGCAUCAACUGCACAAUCGAACGCGUGCUGUCGCCGGACUUCGAAUUUGCCGUCGCGCUGUACUCCAACCACGAUCAGUUUGAGAAGGAACUAGUGAAGGAGGACGAGGAUAGAUGCUUGCGCAUAAUCUGGGAACAGCUGGGCAUACACAAUCGGCGACCGCUAUGGUAUUGGGAUAGUGUUCAAUCUGGCACACACUACAAGUGUACUCUAGACGAAUACAAUGUCCCCAACCUGCACAAUAUUAUGAUAGAGCCAGAAGAUGAGGACUGGGUAUGA
Peniophora sp. CBMAI 1063 is the source of this 810-nucleotide messenger RNA. NCBI's taxonomy places the organism in Eukaryota, Fungi, Basidiomycota, Agaricomycetes, Russulales, Peniophoraceae. The record is from the annotation of a GenBank genome assembly.